Molecule: messenger RNA, 2526 nt
Organism: Drosophila erecta
Lineage: Eukaryota; Metazoa; Arthropoda; Insecta; Diptera; Drosophilidae
Gene: Acn
Product: apoptotic chromatin condensation inducer in the nucleus
Exons: 6
Coding region: 159-2372 (737 amino acids)
Molecular function (GO): nucleic acid binding
Source: RefSeq, a predicted model, not a curated record
GAAACUAUCGAUAGCCGUCACUCGAACGAUAGACCGAGCAGAAGCAUCCCUGCAUAUUGAUGGCGGAUUGACGCUCUUUCGCCUAGCAAAAUUAUUUUUCUUAUCAAGAAAAGAUCUUUCCAGUGUCGCAGGUCGUUUCCAGCGUUUUUCGGCCAGCCAUGAGACGUCGCAGCGAGCGAAAAAAGUCGUCGUCGCCCGCUCCGGUGCCGGUGGCCGUUGCACGGCGAAGCCGCCGCUCCCGCAAGGUGUCAGAGACCGAGAAGACUGAGGUCGAAACUCCGGUCGUGGCCCAAAAGGAUAAGGAGCCCGAUUGCCCCGAAGUGCCGCAAGCCUCUCAAGAAGUCAAUGAGGUGCGUGCCUCCAGUGAAGAACGUGCCGGAUCUGGACCAUCGCCAGUGCGCAGGAGUCGCGGCAGCCGGACGACGCCCAAAAAGCGCACGGAGUCCAAGGGUGGCGACAAGAAGGUGGACACCAUACCAGAGGAGGAGACGGAGAACGGAAAGGAGGGAAAGGACGCUGUCGAGGAGGAAAAGUCUGUAGCGCCGCCGGCUAAUCAGAGCGAGUCCGAAGACCUUGUCAAGAAGGAGGAUCAGCAGGCUCAAGACAAUGGAUCCGAUCCAGAACCCGCUGUAGUCAAGGAUGAUAAGGAUGAGAACGAGGACCUAAAACCGCAGCAGGACGUUCCACCUUGCACUGAUGACGACACCAAGCAGAGCGAGCCAGAACAAGAGGUAAAGGUUCCUUCUCCUUCCAGCAAGGGUGAGGAACAUCUAAAAACGUCUAGCGAUGUAUUAGACAUUCAGACAGAAGAGGUCGAUGAAAGGGACGAAGAAGCCUCCGCUCCUGCGGAUCGCAGAGAAACCAAGAAAAGGCACAAGGAGCAGAUACAGGAACAGCAGCCCGUUGAGGAGGAGGAGCAGAAGGAAAACCGCAAGCAGCUAGAGGAAAAACCAGAACAAACUCAGGAUGAACCAGCAGAUCUCUCCAACGACAAGCACGAGCCAUGUCUAAAUAGCACCGCAACCAACACAACCGGCGCUCCAGUGCUGCAACGGUCGGUGCGGAAGCGAAAGUGGCUGACAAAUAAAAAAUCUUCGGAUCGGACCCCACCCGUGCUUGCCAUUUCGACGGAUUCCCUGAAGAACAUAAUAGCCGAUGUGGUGCAGCCAGUGCCUCUAAGCGAUGUGCAGCUGGAAUCCUCUUCAGAGGAGGAAGGCCUGGUCACCAGCGAUCGAGAUUCAGAGCGAUCUGCUUCGCCGGCACCCGCAUCUGAAGCUAGCAAAGAUCGCGAGAACAAGGCAAAUACCGCCACCACCUGCGAGACCGGCGCAGAGGGGUCGGUAGAUAAUGAAGAAGCAGGAGCCGUUCCUCCAGCAGCAACAGACGCGGUGCCGGCUCAGGUCGGCCUGACCAAAGCCACAGUUUCCACGGCAGCACCACACAUAGUCGGUGACCCUAGUCCUGCGCGAAACCGAACCAGCCACGUGCUCUAUAUCACCAAUUUGGUACGCCCCUUCACAGUGCUGCAACUGAAAGGCCUGCUGGCGCGGACGGGAAAGAUCGUCGAGGAAGAUGGUUUCUGGAUAGAUCGCAUCAAGUCUAAGUGCUAUGUUGCAUACUCCACUGAAGACGAGGCUAUCGAAACCCGACAUGCCCUGCACGGAGUUCGCUGGCCAGUCUCAAAUCCCAAAUGUUUGAAUGUAGAUUUUGGCAGUCGCACUGACAUGGAUCGUGCAAUACUUUCAACGAAAGACGAGGCUCCGAAGUACGGCCAGGAAAACACCAGAGAUAACCAGCAGUCGGGCAACGCUUGGUCUCGGUUGGAACCGUCUGACAAAAAACCAGCGCGCCCCGUACGCGAAUGGGAUGUGGGCAAAAAGGAGCCAAGCGACCACGACAAACACAGCAACGACAGGCGUCGGGAGAGCAAGGAUCGACUGGACUCGAGGUCUCGGGAUGCGGAACGUGCCGGACAGGAACGAAAGCGUUCGAGGGACAGAGAGGGACGGGGACGCGAACGGGAGCGAGAGCGAAUUGAUCGCAAUGCACACGCCAGAAGCCGCAGUGGAUCACCAGCUUCCAAAUCUAAGAAGAAGGAGAAUGAACCGCCUAUCAGACUACUAGAUGAUCUAUUUCGAAAGACUAAGGGAACACCUUGCAUAUACUGGCUGCCACUGACGCCGGAAGCGAUCGCUGAAAAGGAGGCAUUCCGCCAGAAACGCAUCGAGGAGCACAAGCUGCGUAUAAAGGAGCGAGAGGAGCGCCAGAAAGAGCGUGAGAAGGAUCGUGACCGCCAGCGCGACACUCGUCGGAAUCGUUCUAAUGAACGGCGACGAUCUCGCAGUCGCGAGCGGGAGCGAAGACGUUACUAGGCGGAGGCUUGAGAUUGAGCAAAUAAAUGUUGAUAAUAUCUCAAAAACUAACAUCAACAUAUAAAAAAAAAACUUCAAAAAACAGCAACUAAAACUUCAGCAGGGUCUCAUCACCACCCGAACAUUUUCUAUCCUUUCGAGCGUUUUGCGUUCC